AUGUCCACAGACAGCCGACCUCUCCGAAUCGCAAUCAUCGGUGGUGGACCCGGUGGUCUUGGUGCUGCCAUUGCUCUGUCUACGCUUCCAAAUGUUGAGUUGACCCUCUAUGAGCAGGCUCAUGAGCUUCGGGAGAUAGGAGCAGGAAUUCGAAUCGGGUACAAUUGCUGGCGCGUUCUUGAGCUAUUAGGUGUGGAUGCAGACGUUAAAGGGCAUUUGAAGUCAGAAGUCAUUCACCGAAACGGCCUGAGCGGGCAGCUCCUGAAACAAACGAGCCCAUCUCCUCUGCUGCCGCUGAAGUACCACCCUCGCAGAGUAAGGAGAACGCGACUCCAGGGUGCACUACUCAAGCAUGUCCCACGAGGCAUUAUUCAUUUGAGUAAACGGCUGGUAUCGCUGGAGAAUCUCCAAAAUGGCGUGCGCUUGCUCUUCGAAGAUAAGACGUCCGCCACAGCCGACCUUGUAAUUGGAGCUGACGGUAUCAGAUCUGUGGUACGAGAGCAUGCAUUUCCAGAUCAUAAGAUAAAGUUCACAGGAACUACAGUCUGGCGCGUUCUUAUCCCUAAAAGUUCAAUCUCCCACAUCCCUGACGUGAGUGAGUCAACAUCCUGGUGGCAUGGUCCCUCUGGCCAUGCGUAUUUUUCACCAGUCGAUGACCCCUCAGAAACUGCUCCGGAGGACGAGAAGUUCGAGAUAUCAGUUAGAUACGUGGUAGACCCAGAGAUGGAUAAGGAAAGGCGUUUUAGCUGGGGAAUUCCAGCGACAAACGAACGGGUCGCGGCUCAUUUCACGAAUUACGACAAGCGAGUUCGGGAAACUCUGGCGCAAGUUCCUCGGGGCGAGUGGAAGGAAUUUGCUGCGUUUGCGGGACCUAGACUGAAGACACUCACGAAAUGGGAUAAGAUUGUUCUAAUUGGGGACGCAAGUCAUCCACUGUCUGGCGCCUUCGGUUCGGGGGCAGCUUUCGCUCUUGAAGACGGUUGGAUCCUUGCCCGCACCCUGAAACACACGAAUGCGACCUUGCAGCCUUCGCAGGAGUCACUUGGAGAAGCUUUAUCGAUCUUUGAUGCGUUGAGGUCCCCUUAUUAUCUUCGAAUGUACGAUCAUCUGGACGGUCAAAAGCAAAAAGUGCAAGAUGCGAAGGCCAAGUCAGAUAGUUUUGAAUACAUUCUUCAAGCGAGAGUAGAAUCCUUCGAAGCUGGUAAAGAAAUGGACUGGAUUUACGGAAAUGAUAUCGAACAAGUAUGGAGAGAAUGGUUGGACAAUCAGAACUCGGAUAAGAAAGGUAAUAGGAUUAGUCCUAGCCUUUAA
Messenger RNA from Paecilomyces variotii, 1311 nucleotides. Its product is annotated as putative monooxygenase. The coding region runs from base 1 to 1311 and encodes 436 amino acids. Gene Ontology annotation, molecular function: monooxygenase activity; FAD binding. Lineage: Eukaryota; Fungi; Ascomycota; Eurotiomycetes; Eurotiales; Thermoascaceae. The transcript has 7 exons. The record is from RefSeq and is a predicted model, not a curated record.